GCCGGGCCCGAGCGGCCGCUUUAAGCGCGGCCGGGCGCGCGCCCGCAGGUGCGGCCCCCAGGCCCUCGGCGCGCGGCGGGCGGGCGGCGCGCGGCGAGCGUCCUGCGGGGAGGCCGCCCGGGGCGGCACCUGGACGACGCGCCAUGGCGGCCCCAGUGAGCGGCGGGGGGCUCGGCGCCGCCGGAGGCCAGGCAAAAAUAGACCUCUUACUAGUCGGCGAUGUCAGUGUCCAGUACCUGGCCGAUAGUAUACAGAAAUUCUUCUCGAAUGUAGCAGAAGUCACUGUGACCGUCAGUGAUGUCAAGAAGGCAGCAGCAUUUCUGGAUAAGGGCACGUUCAACAUCGUCUUCCUGAAGAUGGCUUCUCUGCCAGCUGCCGAGGGGCUGGAAGCUGUCAAAUUAACCAGAUUUGGCAAGAAGAAAAAUACAGAUUUGCUGUUUGUUUUUAUAAUCCCUGAAAAUUUUAAAGGUUUUAUUUCAGGGCACAGAGCUGAAAUUACUCUAAUGGAACCAGUGACAGUGGAAAAAAUGAAUAUUGUGUUAAAGUACUGGAAAACCUGUUUCUCCAAUACUGUUCAGAAUGAAAACUCUGUGAAGCCUGAAGACUGUGGAUUGCCCCAGUACAAACCCUGCAGUGAACACCGAGGGCAUUAUUCCACCGAUCUGUUUGCCUGCCCUGAAUCUCUAGGAAAUGACAUUGGGCUUGAAUUAAAGGCUCCGUUGUCAGAUUUUGAGAAAAGCCAAAGGAUUUCUCUUCUUCAUUCAAGCAAGGAAAAGCUGAGAAGAGAACGAAUCAAGCACUGCUGUGAGCAGCUGCGCGCUCUGCUGCCAUAUGCAAAGGGGAGAAAGAACGACGCGGCUUCCAUUCUUGAGGCCACAGUGGAUUAUGUGAAGUACAUCCGGGAGAAAAUCCCUCCAGCUGUUAUGAGCCAGAUCACAGAAGCGCUUCAGAGCAACGGGAGGUUUUGUAAGAGGCAGAUGCCCGUCCAUCUACCCUUCCCAGGCACAGUCAUGGCACAGAGGGAAAAUAGUGUGUUGACCAGCACUUAUUCACCUGCGAGAGGGAUCAGCUUCCUGGCUAAUAAGUGCUUCAAUGUCUACUCUGUCCCUGCCCCCGGGGGCUCCGUGGAGGAAGCCGUGAGAGGUCAGUGCAGCUCCACUUCAGAGACCACUAUUGGUGAUAUGCAUAAACCUCAAAUUCCCAGCCCGGCGCUCUCUCUCAGUACCUUCCAUGCCGUCAGAUAUUACUCCAGAGUCAGCCCUGCCUACGACGCUACAGUGGCAAAUCAGAGCAGUUCAGUCCAUUUUCCAUCGGCCACACCCGGAGUCCCCACGUCCCGGCCUCAGCACUGCAAUGCUGUGCCAGGCCAGAUGGGCACAGAACAGCCCAACUGUCCGCCACAGUUUUGGGCAUAUUAAUAGCACAUGAUCUGAAAGUCACACUCUAAACCGCCUAUUGGGCGCAGUUUGGCAAUGCAGGAAGAAUGGAACAAAGAAUGGUUUUGAAAGCUGCACCCAGAGACCUAAUAUCAAAAGCGUCUGUGCUGUACGGCUUCUGAUAAAGGGGCCGAAAGCUUCGCAGAUAGACGGGCAGCAGAGGUGCUGAUCACACACUUGCCUUUAUCUUCAUACACACUCGGUUCUCCCCCAACAAGAACAGAUGGCUGGUAACCUCAGUUCCCUUGUUUUUCCUAAAAAAAAUAUCGAAAUCACCAUUUUUGAUAAAAGCACACUUUUUCAUGGGAGAGGCAUCGGCACCCCAAAGUUCACUGAGUGUAGAUUUUGCAACUUGAUUCUUAUCUUUUGUAUCACUGUGAAUUACUGCCCCGUAUUUCUAGGUGGUGUAUUUUCUAGAUUUGACAUUUUAGAGAGCUUCCUUCGUUAUGCACCACCCAAACGAUGAUAUCUUAGUUUGAGAGAGGUGUUACCUCCUCCCUGAACUACUGACAGAUACGUUGACAUGUUUGUUUCUGCAUUUCAUAAUCCCUUGAGUUGCAUAAUAGCUCACAGGUAAAUUUUCUCCCUGGACAUUUAGUUACAGACUAGCCGGUCUUUGUUUUUCAUUUUCUCCUCCUCCUGGGUAUUAGAAAAGACUGUUGAAACUAAGAGGAGAAAAACGUUUGUUUUAUAUUUCACCAAAAUGUUCUUAUGCAUAAAUUUUAUUAAAGAAAGUGGUAGGUUUUGACCCUGAACAAUGAUAGUCCAUUUUUGUUUUGUUUAAUAAGCAUGUGUUCCCUUUUAGUAGUGCUAUGUAGGGAAUUUAAUUUUACUAGGUUUUUGAGAAGUUUAAAAAUCACUUUAGGCAUAGCCUAGUUUUCAUACAGAGUUGUAUACCUUUCCUCUCAGGAUGCCAUGAUGAUGGAUUCUGUAGAUGUCUGACAAACUUUAUAAAGGAGCUGAAAGUUUCCAAUAAGAUUCUAUGCUUAUUA
Messenger RNA from Manis pentadactyla (Chinese pangolin), 2428 nucleotides. RefSeq names its product spermatogenesis and oogenesis specific basic helix-loop-helix 2 (gene SOHLH2). Gene Ontology annotation, biological process: regulation of DNA-templated transcription; spermatogenesis. Lineage: Eukaryota; Metazoa; Chordata; Mammalia; Pholidota; Manidae. The record is from RefSeq and is a predicted model, not a curated record. The transcript has 11 exons. The coding region runs from base 144 to 1418 and encodes 424 amino acids. Gene Ontology annotation, molecular function: protein dimerization activity; DNA-binding transcription factor activity, RNA polymerase II-specific; RNA polymerase II cis-regulatory region sequence-specific DNA binding. Gene Ontology annotation, cellular component: nucleus.